Pseudovirgaria hyperparasitica is the source of this 1259-nucleotide messenger RNA. RefSeq names its product NAD(P)-binding protein. The transcript is spliced from 3 exons. Bases 12 to 935 code for a protein of 307 amino acids. Gene Ontology annotation, molecular function: oxidoreductase activity. The record is from RefSeq and is a predicted model, not a curated record. Lineage: Eukaryota; Fungi; Ascomycota; Dothideomycetes; Acrospermales; Acrospermaceae.
CGGCUACGGCGAUGUCUGCUAUCAAGAACGUGAUCUUGCUUGGGGCUGCAGGCGAUCUUGGCAAAUACAUCUAUGCCGCGCUGGUAGAUGCAGAUUUUGAUGUAACAGUAAUUUCGCGUCCAGAGUCCAACAGCAUCUAUCCUGCCUCUGCACGCGUUAUCAAAACCGAAUAUAGCCUUGAAGGUCUGACCGAAGCCUUUCGAGGCCAUGAUGCUGUCGUCAGCUCUAUUGCUGUACCUGCUGCUUUUGCUCAGUUCGUCAUGAUUGACGCGGCUAUAGCUGCUGGGGUCAAGCGGUUCAUCCCGAGCUACUUCGGCUACGCAGUAGACAAAACACCGCUACCGGAAAUGGAACCUUUCAGUGCCCCGAAAACAGAAGUGCUAAAAUAUCUCGAGGACAGGGUUGUUGCUACUGCCGAGCCCGGCCUCACCUACAGUAGUGUCGCAUGUGGCGUAUUUAUCGACUGGGCGAUGAAAAAAUUUCCCGUCAUCGGUGGCUAUCAGAAAGAGCGCCGAAUGAACAUAUUCGACUCCGGGAAUGCAACUUUCACGGGUACUACGAUGGAGGGGAUUGCGACAUCUGUCGCCGGUAUCCUGAAGAAUCCAGGACCAACAGCAAAUCGCCAUGUCAAGGUCCGCUCUAUUCAGACAUCCCAAAACGAAAUUGUUGCGGCAUUCGAGAAGGUCACUGGCCAUGAAUGGACCAAAACAUACCUUGACAGUGAAGAAACUUACGCAGUGGCUAAGGAGAAGUUAAAGGUUAAUGAUCGGUCCGCUAUCCUCGAUCUGCUCUCUGUAGUACUCUUUCGAGACGGUGGUGGACAAGGUAUCGUAGCAUCGAGAGAAGCGUCGGACAAUGAGAUGGUUGGACUACAGGAAGAAGAUAUUGAAACAAUAGUCAGGCGCGUUCUGAAUCCCAACGAGCUCCCGAUGUGAAGUCAUGGGAAUCAAGCUGAAAAGCAACCCAAAGUCGCUCUAGGCUACAUCUGCGAGGCUGAAUACAUCAGGUAGUUUUAUGGGUCUAUGUGGGUAAGAUGUGUGCACCGGCCGCUGUUGGUGUCAGCAGAGCCUGGGAGCUACGGGACGAAUGAGAGGGUCCAAUAUAGCUAUACGACAUCGUUCUAGAAAUCCGAUUGCGUCUUUCUGGCGAUAUGGCAAGAUAAGACAAGGUGUGGCGCCUGGCAUAGACGAAGUGAGUACGAUGCCUGAAAUUCAUCUUAAUAGCUUACGUCGACCGCUGGUCAAGAAGUAUGUCUUGGC